CAUCUGAUCGGAGGUGUGUGCGCUCGCGAAAUUUGACGCCGAACUGUGAUAAAAGGGGCUGACUUUUUCGAGUCCCUGACAUGGUGACAGUGUGGAGUUAGUCGGCCCGUAUCCAUGAGCACCACUUUGUACACCCUCAAUGAUAGUUUUUGUCGUCGCGGCCGCCGGCGGCUCGCAUUGAACCAUGUUCAGCAAAAAACUUCAUGUAGACGUCAAAAAGUCAACACUGAAGAUUCAGGAUGUUAAAAAGGAUAGCGCGACUCGGUUCAAGCAUCUUAAGAUCGUACUAGAACUUUCCUUCCACAUUGUGCAUAAAGCACAUAGGGAGGAAUUGGAACAGGUACUGCAACUCUUAGAGAAAGUUUUAACACUUCUCCCUGAACUUCUUAAUAGAAGAUGGCAAUGUCAUAGUUUAGCAAGAAUUUUGCAGAAACUUUUACAUCCUGGUAAUAGUUGGAAACUUCGCAGAGAAGCUAUAAGGUACUUUAUUUUGUGGUACCAAGCACUUGGUGAAAAUGCACCUGAACACAUACAUCAGAUGUUUGCAAGCUUGGUACCAGGGUUUCCACCCCAACAACCAUCUCCUUAUAAGUCUGAGCGUAGGAUAGAUGGGAGAAAAGAUAAACUUGCAAGGGUUAUUGGUUGUGAUGAUAAAGAUAAGAAGGAAUUUUAUGAUACACAACUAUCACAAAGUACUUUUCAUGACAAUGGUUCAAACCAGUGUCCUGUCACUCCAGUUGACAAUGGACCUAUUUUACCCCCACAAAGUGGGGAAAAGCCUCUUGAUAAUGAGACUGUUCGAUUUUUAGAAGCAUUACUUGAAUUUAUGGUUACUCAGGUUGUAAGGAUAGAAUGGAGAGAUAAAUCGUCACGACAGCACAAGACUUUUCAAUUUUUAUUAGAACGUUUUAAAGCUACGUAUCUUCGUCAUAUUUGUCCUGAGUUUGACGAUAAUUUCUCGUUGUACAAACCGAAUUUAGAAUUGCCUACGAUGCGUAAACAAAUGAAUCAGAGUUACGAUAAUUAUGUAUUAUGUAAAGUUGCUUUGAUUAAGUGGAUCGCUAGUUUUACCCAUAUCGCUAGAAAAGAUGCUCGUGUCGCACACCUUUCGCAUAGCACAACUCCAAAUGAGGAAACUACAGAGUCGGAACUCCGGCGUGUUUCAGUUACACAAAACGCUUCUGCUGACUCGACUUUACUGUCUCCUGAAUCAAGUGCAUCUCAGCAAGAGAAUCAAAAUCAAGAAGAUAGUAGUGUCUCAGCAGUUACUCUUGUUAGAGAAGUUCUAUAUGGUAACAGGGACAAUGUGAACCUUGUACACGAAUUGUAUAGACAAGCAUUUUUAUUGGAUUUUAAUCAUGCUGGUGCUAUAAGAAAGGCUAUAGCCGUUUAUAAAGAUUGGAUUCAGAUGAAUGAACUACCACCAUUUAUGUUAGAACCAUUAGAUGGUCACAAGGAAAGAGAUUUCGAAGAAAAUUCCAGGAAGGAUAUUAGUGAUUUUGACAAAAGUCCAUCUGAAACUUAUCGACAGACACGAUUAAGGAAUGAUUCUUACCUCGGUGCUAUACACAGAGAAAAUUUAUUUAUAAGGGCGGGAUUACAAAACGUUCUGCAAGUGUUCAUUACGCAAGCUUCUAAUGUUUUCUUCUUAGAAAAUAUUGGAGCGAAUGCAUCCCUUAUGUUACUUGAAGAACAGACAGAUAGUUGCAAAAGAGUAUUAAAUGUGUAUCGAUAUGUUGUAAUGAAUUCUAGAUUAGAACCGGGUACUUGGGAACAGUUGCUUAGGGUAUUAUUACAAAUCACAUCACUUGUUUUAAACGAGAAAUCUUCUCGACGCAAAGUUCAAGAAAGCAUCGGCGGCAAGCUUGCCCCUGCCAUAUUUCAGACUUUAAUCGUAACGUGGAUUAAAGCCAAUUUAAAUGUUGUUAUUUCUACGCAAUUAUGGGAUCAGUUUCUGGAAGUAUUGACGUCUUUAACGCAAUGGGAAGAAUUAAUACGAGAGUGGGCGAAAACGUUAGACACCUUAACGAGGGUACUUGCCAGGCAUGUGUACAACUUGGAUCUAAAUGAUUUACCACUGGACAGACUGAGUGAACAAAAAACUAAAAAACGUCGCGGUGUUGGGAGCCGAGCUGCUUCCACCGGAAGUGUUCAACCUCCACGCAAAGGAAGCGUCGAUCAAGAUAAUAGUACCGUAUCUAAGGAAAAUGUUACAGAUCACCCGAUGCGAGACCUGAGGAAAGUACGACCACUUCCUCGUAGUGCUAGCGAUAAUACGAUAUACAAUGCAAAAACACGUACAAAGCUUCAUAGAAAUCGUGCCCAUACCGUGCACAGCGGUAUUCCUGUACUCCCUCUAUCGAUAGAGCAAGACAUGGCGCGACUACUGUCAAAUGGUUCUGCAUCAUCGUCAAUAGUUGGUCGGAAAAUGUUACCCAACAGGCGUGCUAAGUCGUUGGAUAACAUUGUUAUAGUCGAUAGUGAACCACCAUCUCCACGUUGUCCGUCUCCAACGCCGAGCAGCGGAGUUGACAGCAACAAAGACAGUCCGAUACAGAUAGAGAAUAUUGACGGCAGCAGUAUCGAUACUAACGAUGCAUCGGAAAGGAGAUCUGUUAUGGCAGGUGGUGGUGUUCGUGGAUGGUUACCCGACGUAGCGGUUGUAUUAUGGCGUCGUAUGUUAUCAGCUUUGGGAGACGUGAAUAACAUUCAAGAUCCAAUCCUUCAUGGUCAAGUUAUGGAUUAUCUGGUUCAGCUUACACAGACACUUCUAAAAAUUCGUUUAAAUCAAGGUGUCUCUGGAGACAAUCAGGUAACCCCACCAGCUCCAGAACUUAUACCACCAUUGACAGUCAUUGCUCCAUGGUGUUUUAAGGCGAUACAACUUCCUAGUCAAUAUGAAGUUGGUAAAUUGGCAGCAUACCGUUUGAUCUGUCUUUUAACAGUACAGCCACAGGAUAUUAAUUUACCAAAACAACAUCUGACUCUUUUUUAUCGCGCAGUUCAUAAUGGUAUCGUUAGUAAUGACAGUAAAGUACUACACGUGUUGGUCAAGUAUACAGGCCCUAGGUUGUUUAGUUUAAAUCUUCCUGGAUCUAGCCUUUUAAUUUUGGAUUAUAUUCACGCUGCUAAUGUUAUAUUGAGCAGUCAGGAUAUUGAGGCACCAAGGAGUGAAGCCGUCUCGAUAAUUGGAUCGUUAUUAUCAUUACCCACCACUGCAGUUAAAUUACCUGUAUUACAACCCACUGCAACCGAUAUCGUAACUAUGACGUGUCCAGAUGCGAAGGAGCAUAUAAUCACGAUUCUUUUAAGAAGUUGUAGGCAGGAACCGACCGGUGUUGCAAGAUGCGUGGCUCUUUCGAGUAUUACUAUGUUUGUGUAUAGAGAAUUGUGCUACAAAAAUCAACAUUCGAGAAUUCCAGAAGCUGUCACGGUUCUUCUUUUAGCACUUAGAGCUAGUCAUGCCACUGUUGCUCAAGUGGCGUGCGACUCCCUUUUACUAUUAUGCGAUAAAGCGGACACCUUAUUAGAGCUGUAUCCGAAUGUGCCAUGUAAAAUAAUUCAAAUUUUAUCAGAAACACUUGGAUAUAUGAGUACUCGUGAACGACGCGGUCCUUUGACGGUAUCAAUGUUGUUCUGUUUGGGCGAGUGGGCUAUGCAUCUUGGUCCAUCUGUUCUAUUGCGAGUAUUUCAAGGAAAACCUCUUUUAAUGACUUUAUUCACGGUUUUAGACAACAUAGUGCAAGAUAAAAUCGGCAAAGAUGUAUCACAGUUAAAUAAAAGUCACGAAGAUGAAGAUGGCUAUUUCGAACCUGAUAUUACUCUGGACAAUUUAGCUGACGACACUGGCACGAAAUCACCGUAUCGGGGCAAUAUUCAGUCUGUCCAAUUAGCAGCAAAGAUGGUAAUGAUGCAUUUAAUAAAUCAUUUGGGACACUUUCCAAUGGGUAUUGGAGCCGCGCGAUUGUCUUCGUUAGUGGUCGAAUUAGAUGAUGUACCAGGAAUCGAUGGAGAUGAGUUAUCUUCUGCCAUUUUUCAUGCACCAAAUAUACAACUAUUAAUGUUAUCAAAUUCUGUAAUAAUGUCACUGGUUGAACUGGCAGCCCUGGAUGCUCCUGGAGGAGGUGUUACUGCAGGAUUAACAACAGCACCAUCGUUAGUUAGAGUCUUAUUGCGAGAUCUAGCUGGAAAAGCAUCUUGGGAUAGCUCUAUUUUAUACAGUCAACCGUUUGUCGAAGAUGACAUGCCUGUAGCAUUUAUCAAACAUGUCGAGUGGAAACCAAAAGUAUACGGAGAAGAUUUAAGCAUUAUUACACCUCAAACUUGUACACCUCGACAUACAAUAAGGCAUCGCGAGCCUCAUAUAUUGCCUACGUUUGCAAAUGCCGCUAGCGACAUGGACAAUUUGGAUGAUCUCUUACAAUAUAUAGGACACACAAGUCCGGAAGUAUUAACUAAUCCAGAAAUAGCACUUAAUGCGCCUGCUAAUCCACCACAAGGCCACUACCUCGAAAGUGAAACCAUCGCGACCAUUCUCAGUCAAAGGAACGCGGAACAAGAGCAUAUCAAUAAUUGGAGUCAACACAUCAGUAUGUGUGCGUCAGCAAUAAGCCCACCAUCGUGUCGUCCACCUCCAGCACCAUUUCAUCACUGCCGCCUUUUAUUUUCGCACUUGGGUUUAUCCGGAUGGGAACAACGUACAAAACUGCAUUUAUUAUCGAAAAAUGAGAAGCUUUUACGAGAAUUGCGAAAUCUCGAUAGUCAGCGAUCCAGGGAAACGCAUAAAAUAGCAGUAAUUUAUGUUAGUCAAGGACAGGAGGAUAAGAACUCCAUAUUGAGUAAUGUCACUGCUAGCAAAGAAUACGAAAGCUUUAUCGCGAGAUUGGCUUGGGAGGUCGAACUUGAAUCACAUACAGGUUUUCUCGGAGGUCUUGUGCCUGGAAAGGCGUCCGGUGUUACAGCGCCGUAUUUCGCCACGUCUUUUACUGAAAUUCUUUUUCACGUAGCGACUAGAAUGCCUUCCGAUAGUCCGGAAAGUUUAUUGCAAAAAACUCGACACCUUGGUAACGAUGAAAUUCACAUUGUUUGGUCUGAACAUUGGAGAGAUUAUCGUAGAGAUAUUAUACCAACUGAAUUUUGUGAUGUUCUAAUAGUAAUUUAUCCGUUGCACAACAAACUGUACAGAAUUCAGAUUUCUCGAAAACCAGAAAUUCCAUUCUUUGGACCCUUGUUUGAUGAAUGUAUCGUUGAGGAUAAAGUUUUACCCGGAUUAGUGAGAACAACGGCAUUAGCGGCAAGUAGGGCAAAACGGUCUACACUUACGUUGUAUCAACAUUAUUAUGAGGAAAGAGCAAGAUCUAUCGAUACUGUUAUGAGGAAUCACAAAGAAGCUACUACGUUCGAAGAAUUCACAGCCAAUGUAUACUCUCCCGUGCAACCACCGAGUCCGUUUAGUGGGGCUUCUUCCGUAUCUGGAUCUACAACAAGCGUGCAAUCCACAGCAUCGUCAAACCUCGCAGCAGCGCUUAUAGAUUCUCAUCAGGGUCGAUCUGGUCUGCGAAGUUCGUCAGCAGCCAGCAGUGAUAACCGCGCGAAUAGAGUCUUACACAAUCUAUUCAGAGUUUCCGACGGGAGCAGAGUAUGGUUUAGCAAUGACACACCAGACAGCACAGCACUUCAUGGAAUUUCGCCGAGACCUGUGAAAAAGAUGUCGUUCAAAACUGGACCGAAACAAAGGACAAACACUCAACCCACGCCACCUGAUAGUCCGAGAUAUAAAUAAGGAGUUUUGUACCAGUACCAUAAAGAAAAAAAACAUUUUUUGCACAAGAGGUUGUUUGGGCAUAUCCUAGACAUUAUAAAUUAAGGGAAUUCUUUAAGAUGCUACCAUGCGUUACAAUAACAUAAAGAGAUAGCCCACUGUUCUAUGCAUUGAAAGGUAGU
Molecule: messenger RNA, 5943 nt
Organism: Habropoda laboriosa
Lineage: Eukaryota; Metazoa; Arthropoda; Insecta; Hymenoptera; Apidae
Product: ral GTPase-activating protein subunit alpha-1
Exons: 28
Coding region: 185-5782 (1865 amino acids)
Biological process (GO): regulation of small GTPase mediated signal transduction; positive regulation of GTPase activity
Cellular component (GO): nucleus; cytoplasm
Molecular function (GO): GTPase activator activity
Source: RefSeq, a predicted model, not a curated record